Vicia faba (fava bean) is the source of this 888-nucleotide messenger RNA. NCBI's taxonomy places the organism in Eukaryota, Viridiplantae, Streptophyta, Magnoliopsida, Fabales, Fabaceae. The record is from the annotation of a GenBank genome assembly.
AUGGCAAGGCGAGAGGCCGAAUCCCAAUUCUCAUCAAACGCAGCAACUCCAUCACAAAAAACAAAAUGCAGCCGUUGCUGCCGGAGUAGCACCGAACUCAAUCUAUACCGGAAAACGCCGGACGGAGUUAUUCUAUCGUCGGAGCCAGAGACAGCGAGAAAACCCCCCAGAUUCACGAAAAUGAAUUCUGCUCAAGUUAUAGCGUUCCAGCCUGGGAUUUCUGUGAAAAAUUCUAAGUCAUUUGUUAUUCCAAUGACUGUUAUCACUAGUUUUCCUCGGAUUCAGAGUAUUAGCAUAAGAGAUGAUGAACGUUCAUUUAGAUUGAAAUCUCUAAAACCUCUUCGUGCCGGUGGAAAAGGAAUCAUGGGAAAUAAUGAUGAGGAUUCACCGUGGAAAUCUCUUUCAAAUGCGAUGGACAAAUUUAAGGGACAGUCAAUAGAAGAAGUAUUACGGAAGCAGAUUCAAAAAGGCGAGGUUUUUGACAAUGGUGGAAGUGGAUUAAAGCCUCCAGGAGGAGGAGGAGACGGUGGUGGUGGCGAUGGCAGUCCCGAUGGCACUGGUGGGUUUGAAGAUGAAGACUAUGACACUCGCCAAGUGAUUUUGGCAUCUGGUGCCUUAAUAUCUCUGUAUAUCUAUCUCAUCAGGGGGAAGGAGCUUCAAUCUCUAUUUCUAGAUUUUCUGAAGUAUUUGGUUGGCAGAGGUCAGAGUAAUCGACUUCAGAGGGCUAUGGUAAAAUUGGGAAAACUGUACAGGAGUAUAAAACUGAAGAAAGUGACUGAUGAGUACUUUUUGGAGAAGGCCAUUUUGAGUACCCCAACCUGGUGGUAUGAUCCUAAUGAUUUUCGUCGAGCCGUGAGGAAUUACUAUCUAUCAGAAGAAGAUGAAUAA